Molecule: messenger RNA, 695 nt
Organism: Nicotiana tabacum (common tobacco)
Lineage: Eukaryota; Viridiplantae; Streptophyta; Magnoliopsida; Solanales; Solanaceae
Source: RefSeq, a predicted model, not a curated record
CCCUCAAAUGCUUCGUCUCUUAUAUUUAUGCUCGCAUUCAAAGAAAGACACAGCGCUCUUCUCUAUAUUUGCUCUGCUGCAUUUCAGUGAGGAAAAUCUAAAGAGUCGUCCAAACACACACCUGAUUCAGAAUGGUGAUUCCCCCCCCAAUUAGACCAGACAGAGUGACAAAGUAUCUCAAACCUUACGUGCUGAGGAUGCACUUCACAAACAAGUAUGUAAAUGCUCAAGUAGUUCACACACCAACUGCAACAGUGGCUGCUUCUGCAAGCACACAAGAGAAAGGCUUAAGGCUUGCCAUGGUAGAAGGAAAAGAAAAUACUAGAGAUGUUGCUGCUGCUGCAAAAAUCGGUAAGUUGUUAGGAGAGCGAUUGCAGGCUAAAGGUAUUCCCGCCAUAUCUGUUUUCUUUAAGAGAGAGCAAAGAUACCAUGGAAAGGUCAAAGCAGUUAUUGAUUCAGUGAAAGAAGUAGGCAUAGAACUGGUUUGAUUGAAACACAAUGACCACUUUCUCGUUUCACGGCCUGCUGGAUUUCCUCCCAAGGCAAAGGAUUUAUAUGUUCUAUUGGCUUUGCAAAUCUAUUUUCGCGACAAUUUACUCGUCUCAGUUCUUCCAAACUGGAGCAAUAUGUGGUUUUCAAUGUAUAAGAUGUCACUUAUGACAUUCCCUGUGUUCUGAGUCUUUUAUUGCCAAGAA